Molecule: messenger RNA, 1006 nt
Organism: Toxotes jaculatrix (banded archerfish)
Lineage: Eukaryota; Metazoa; Chordata; Actinopteri; Toxotidae
Product: cyclin-dependent kinase 2-associated protein 1
Exons: 4
Coding region: 92-457 (121 amino acids)
Cellular component (GO): nucleus; cytoplasm
Source: RefSeq, a predicted model, not a curated record
GGCCAUAUUUGCCGGUGCCGCUGUUGUAAACAAAAAGUGAGAGACAGACGCUUCACUGAAUUUCGGGUCAUUUUUAUUUCUUUAAUUUACAAUGUCUUUGGGAAUGUCUUAUAAACCCAAUGUCCAUCAGCACAUUCCGGGAACUUCUGGGAACCAGGCAGUUGGGAACCUCCAGUCUCCCUCAGCAGCUAACCUGGCCACGUUGCAGUCUUACAGGCCUCUCCUGAGUGACUAUGGACCUCCAUCUCUGGGAUUUUCACAGGGCUCUACUGGCAGCCAAGUGCCUCAGAACAAGUAUGCAGAGCUGCUGGCCAUCAUCGAAGAGCUUGGAAAGGAGAUCAGGCCCACAUAUGCUGGAAGUAAGAGUGCAAUGGAGAGACUGAAAAGAGGAAUAAUCCAUGCUAGAGGGCUGGUGCGUGAAUGCCUGGCUGAGACGGAGAGAAACGCAAGGUCCUAGCUACGAAGACACAUUCCUCCCUGCAACAAGAACUAACAGUGUGCGUCUCAUGAAAAAAAAAUAACUUGCAUGGCAUUUCCUUUGAGAGGAGGAAGUAAAUGAACAAAGGAUGGAAAAGCAAGCUCCUAGAGGAAAAAAAAAAACACAAUAACACAGUUCAUGACGGCUGAGGGUUCUGGAGGAGCAUUUAAAUCAUGUGUGGGUUAUUGGAAUACAAGUGAAAGAUCAUGUGUUUUUAUGCCCCACUUUUGGGAUCUUUGUUUUGACUUCAUAUUUAAAGCGUUGGUUUAUGCAUGCGAAUGGGCCCGUGGGUUAACUGUAGACACUGCAUGGCUUGUACUGGGGUAGAUGGAGAAGACUUCUUUUUGAUAGUAUUUGGUCUGUUUUUCAGACCCCUAUAACACACAUGACUGAGUGAGUGAGGGGCAGAGAUGUCGCCAAAUGCAUCGGUUCAUUCGUGUUGAGGUUGGUUUUGGUAUUAAAAAAAAAAAAAAGGAAAAUGCUGUUACUUGCAUCUUUGUAUGUAUUUAUUACUCAGUGUAAUAAAUU